AUGGGUGUCGAUGCAGAAAAGUUGGCCUCAGGCGAGGUGCCUGUGGAUGACGGAAAGGAAGGCCGACGAAGAAGCUCUCUGCGUGCUGGUAGUGUUGAUGACCUGCAGAUCCUCGACCAGCUGGGCUACAAACCUGAACUGGAUCGCAAUCGGUCCAUGAUGACGCUUCUGUUCCAAUCGCUGGCCAUCGCCGCCAUUCCUUACGGUGAAGGCGCUCCUCUCAUCAGUGCCAUCUAUGGCGGCGGCCCUCUGUCCAUCUUUGUCGGCUGGAUUGUGGUGCUUGUCCUGGAUGAAUGCGUCGCUCUGUCUCUGGGCGAGCUGGCCUCGAAAUAUCCCACCUCAGCCGGCCCGUAUUACUGGUCUUUCCAGGUUGCGACCAAGGGAAAGACGGUGUUGUCCUUCAUCACCGGAUGGACCUGGCUCAUUGGAAAUUGGACAAUUACCCUCUCCGUGAAUUUCGGCUUCGCCUCGCUCAUUGCCGGGACCGUCGCAAUGUAUCAUCCGGACUGGGUGGCCAAGGAUUGGCAACUCCUCCUCAUUUUUUACGCGAUUUGCUUGAUCACCCUUGUCACCUGUACCUUUGGCAACAAAUUUCUGCCCAUGGUCGACACCAUCUGUGCCGCUUGGACAGCUCUAAGCAUCAUCGUCAUUCUGAUCGCUCUUUCUGUCAAGGCCGACGUGGGGAGACACAGUGCAGGCUACGCCCUCGGUCACUACGACAAAUCGUUCUCGGGCUGGGGUGGCUUCACCUUUUUCAUCGGGCUUCUGCCAGCAGCCUAUACCUUUUCGGCCAUCGGAAUGAUUUCUUCUAUGGCGGAAGAAUGUUCCAGCCCGGCAAUCAAAGUGCCCAAGGCCAUCAGUCUCUGUGUACCGGUUGGCGGGUUUGCUGGCUUGUUCUUCAUCCUGCCCAUCUGUUUCACGCUGCCUCCGUUGGAAGACAUCGUCCUCGCCCCUUACGGCCAGGCCCUGCCAUACAUUUUCUUUCGAGUGAUGGGCACUCCUGGUGGUGGGUUGGGCCUGAUGUUCCUAGUCAUGGUCAUCACUCUCUUCUGCAGCAUCAGCAUCACCACGGCCGCCUCGCGCUGCACAUGGGCCUUUGCCAGGGACGACGCCAUCCCCCUGGCACGGGUCUGGUCGCAAGUCAACCAUAGCCUAAGCGUCCCGGUCUAUGCGCUUCUCCUGGUAACAUUGGUCCAAAUGCUGCUCGGGCUGAUCUAUUUGGGGUCUUCGUCCGCCUUUACGGCCUUCGUCUCUGUCGGCGUUAUCGGGUUGGCGGUCUCGUACGCCAUCCCCAUCGGAAUCAGCGUCUGGCAUCGACGAAGGGAAGUCUCCACUGCGCGCUGGAACUGCGGUCCGGUCAUUGGGCCCAUCGUCAACGGUGUGGCACUGUGUUGGAUCCUGUUUGAAGUGGUGUUGUUCAGCAUGCCGACAGCCCUACCGGUGACAGAAGUGACCAUGAACUAUGCCAGCGUUGUCUUUGUGGGGUUUCUGGUCAUCUCGGCCGGCUGGUACGUCGUCUACGCUCGGAAGGCAUACAAGGGCCCUCCCGAAUCCGAUGGCAUCGCUGCAUAA
Molecule: messenger RNA, 1572 nt
Organism: Capronia epimyces CBS 606.96
Lineage: Eukaryota; Fungi; Ascomycota; Eurotiomycetes; Chaetothyriales; Herpotrichiellaceae
Exons: 2
Coding region: 1-1572 (523 amino acids)
Biological process (GO): transmembrane transport
Cellular component (GO): membrane
Molecular function (GO): transmembrane transporter activity
Source: RefSeq, a predicted model, not a curated record